AGAAAAUAAUUUCCGGUCAAGUUGUCAAAAUGGCAGGAACUGAGUAUGAAAGUGUUCUAUGCGUCAAACCGACAGUUCAUGUGUUUCGAAUACCACCGAGAGCUUCAAACAGGGGUUAUAGAGCUGCAGAUUGGAAACUUGAUCAGCCUGACUGGACUGGCAGACUAAGGAUUGUAGCCAAGGGAAAAGACCUGGCAAUUAAACUAGAAGAUAAAAACUCAGGCGAGCUGUUCGCCAAAUGUCCUGUGGAGCAGUAUCCUGGGAUAGCCGUGGAGUCAGUGACAGAUUCCAGUCGCUACUUUGUUCUACGAAUUGUGGAUGAGAGUGGUCGAUCUGCAUUUAUAGGCAUUGGUUUUGAAGAUAGAGGUGAUUCCUUUGACCUGAAUGUAGCCUUGCAGGACCAUUUCAAGCAUGUAAAGCAAGAGAAGGAAGCAGAGAAAAGUGGCAAAGAACUGGAUAAGGGGCCAAAACUGGAUCUGGGCUUUAAAGAGGGCCAGACUAUACGGAUAAACAUCUCAACUAAAAAGUCAGAGGAGGAUGGAUCUGCUAAGAAGUCGCGUCCAAAGCCUGGGGCCGGGGGCAGUGGUGGGCUGGGAUUGCUGCCUCCACCCCCUGGGGGAAUCAAGCUACCCCCACCCGGCGGCGCCUUAGGUACUGCACCCUCCCUCCCUGCACCCUCACACCUGCUGACAUCAAACAAGAACUCUCAGUUUCAGUCAAAUUCCUCUGCAAGUAGUGUUCCAGCGUUUUCAGCAUCCGGGACAAAUGUUGAUAUACUCUUAGAUCUAGGAAUGGACAAUUUCUCAAGUUCAAAUUCUAGUUAUUCCAGUAUGCAGCAUGGUCAAUCGAGUCAAGGUCAGUCACAAGGUCAAAGUUCAUUGUUUGACCCCAGUUUUGACCUGUUGACUGGGUCAUCGGAUAGUGUAAAGCCGGCGGGUGGCUCUUCUGACCCGUGGGGUGAUUUUACCAGCGCAAGGUGGCAGAUAGAAUGAGAAGCUUAAAAAUGUCUACAUUCUCAUCACUACUUCCAACACGAGUUCAAGUUCGGACAUCAGUUGGGUAAACUUUUCCUGAAGAUGGGACACAGUUUGAAUUGUGGGGGACAUUAUUUGGACAUUUCUUGGUCGGCAAUACUUUGGUACCAUGUACUGAAGUCCUUGGCCGUCUGGUUUGAAAGCAUUAGAAACACUAUUGUCUACAAGCGUUUUUGGUUUUGAUUUCCAAACAGACAUGGAUGCUGUUACAAGUUUUGCAGACAUCCAGAUUUGUUCACGACGAUCUACUUUUUAUUGCCAGCGCAAUGAAAUAUAGGAAUGUACACUGGAUUCAUCAUUUACGUUUGUUUGUCCAUACAUCUGUAGACCCUGUCGAUGCUUUUCAUAUACUCUUAUCAAUUUACAACAUUAAAGCUUUUAAGCACGGUUCCUUAUAAUAUGAAGUUGUGAAUGUGCAAUUUUUUUUAUCCUACCGUAUACAUUUCAAAAUGUAUGGUAUGCUUCUUUUUUAUCUUAUAGUUUCAAUUAGUUUGUUAUUUUAAUUUAACUUUAAAUACAUAUUACAACAUAUGACAUCAGUGUGUAAUUAUCUUUACUGUGAAAAGCUCUAGGUUAAGUGGACAUUACUUUAUAAUAUUACUGCAAUUAUUUGUUGUCAUGAAAAUCUCUCUUGAUUAUAUUUGAGCAUCAUGCACUGCUAGCUGUUCUGUUUUGUUUGUUAUGAUGUGAAUAGUAGAUAAACAUUGUUGACAGUUUUGACGUACAGUUGUGCCUGAAAUGAUACAUAAUAAAAACAAAGCAUUAGCAGAACUUAUUGUUUCCAUAGUAAAAUAACUUCAUUGAAAUAUUGGGUGAAGAAUUGUCAAUAACUGGUAUUCAUGCCUUUUUACCCAAGUGACGCAAAUGUAAUGGUCCAGUGAAUUCUCGCAUUUAUUUGCCAAGUUUUAUGACGGUCAUCAGGUUGUUAAACACAUGGGGGUUGUGUCAUAGAAAAAAUGCAAAUAGGUUUAAUUCAUAUAAAAUGCAACAGUCCAAAAAAAUUAUAAGUAAUUAAUUAUAGGGGAAAAUCAGGAUAUCUGAACAACUGAAGUAAAAAAAUAUUGUUAUUUUUGGCUAGAAGAAGGUGUCCAAAACUUAAUAGUUUUUACAUGAACUUAUUUUGUGGACAUUUUAUUGAAUAAUUUCAGCAUUUUUAUCAAGUUUUUAUUAACUUAUCAUUAGAUAAAUGCAAGAAAAUAAACUAAUAUUGGUAAUUAUAUUAAUUUAUAAUUGUGUAAAGAUGAAACAAUGUGUGCAUUGAAGGAAAAGCUUCAGUACAUUAAUGAUUUUGGGCUUAAGUGCACUAGGUUAUUUGCCAAUUAAUAAAUACUAACAUUAAAAUGAUAAAUGCAAUACAAUGGCGUCUUCUGUGAUUUAUAUGUGAUUAAAUGUAAAUUUGAGUCAUAUGCAUCUUUUUAAAAAGUGAUAUAAACGUAUGCCUGUUUUAUGUAUAUUAUGGGUUUUUCUUAAAAGGCAUUACCAGGGUGCAGAAUCAACGGGGUUUUCAGGGGCUUACACACGAGCUGGACAGAAUGUAAACACCCUGUUAAGAAAUUAAUUUUUGCAAAUAUCUUAAGUUAUUGAAAUACAUUUGCAAAAAUCUUUAGUGCAUAAAAGCCAGUUUUUCUUGCAGUCUGUGCUGAUAUCUUAAGGUAUAAGAAUUAAUCAUUGAAUACGUCUAAAAUUGGUGACAAAAUUUCACCUUGCGCGAUGCAUAAAACUAUACAUUAAUGCAGUAAAAAUAGAAUUUUUGAACAAGAACACAAAGUCAUGCUUAUGAGAUAAAGUAAUUCUGGUGUAUUUCACUUUAAACAUCAUCAAAAUCUGUCUUUCAUGCGCUAGUUAAAAUUCUUAGAAAAAAUAUGUUUUAAAAAGGUUAUUUGAAAAAAGCACCACUUACCAGUGUGUUUAACCCUUUGCAUGCUGGGAAAUUAGUCGUCUGCUAAAAUGUCGUCUGCUGAAUUUCUAAAAUUAGCAUUUUCUUCAAUUUUUUUCAAAGAAUAUUAUCAGAAUAGCAAACAGUUUGGAUCCUGAUGAGACGCCACGUUCUGUGGCAUCUCAUCUGGAUCCAAACUGUUUGAACAGGCCUUCAAAAUUCGGUUCCCGCACUGAAAGAGUUAAUCCAUGAACAUUUCAUUGGGAACCCCACAAACUCACCUGAUCCUGCACCCUGAUUACAUAUCUAUAUAUAACCUGGCAUAUUGUCAAUGAUAUUUCCAACAGUAAAUUGGACAUUUAUUUUUGUUAGAGAGCAUGUAAUAUGUUUGGCGAAUUUGUCAGUCUGUCUGAACUAUCACUACUUUGUCAAUUUAUAGGAGUUAUGUAUUUAAAUGGAGUAAUUGUGAACUAGGUGUUCUUUGUACACGAUGUUGUACUAUAUUAUUUGAUAUACAUGUUAAAUUUGUAUCUUAUUGUAUUCAAUUUCAUUUUUGUGUUAAAGACAAUUUAACAAAUAUGGCACAGAAAUGGCAUUUUCAUUGUAAAUGUUUCUUGCGAAAGUACAUAACUAUGACAUAGUGUUAAAAGUAAUUGUGAAAUGUUCUUGUAGUCAUUCCACUAUAAUCGUUAAGUGAUUUUUCGUACUGUCACAUUGGUUGUAUGGCUAUGUUCGUAUAUAAUAUAGUUACUGUGUUGAUGCAAAAGUACCUUUACUAUUAUGUUUAUAGUGUAUAUUAAAUUUCUGCAAUAGGAUAA
Messenger RNA from Dreissena polymorpha, 3728 nucleotides. RefSeq names its product adaptin ear-binding coat-associated protein 1-like. The coding region runs from base 30 to 992 and encodes 320 amino acids. The transcript has 9 exons. The record is from RefSeq and is a predicted model, not a curated record. Gene Ontology annotation, biological process: endocytosis. Lineage: Eukaryota; Metazoa; Mollusca; Bivalvia; Myida; Dreissenidae. Gene Ontology annotation, cellular component: membrane; clathrin vesicle coat.